Molecule: messenger RNA, 198 nt
Organism: Prorocentrum cordatum
Lineage: Eukaryota; Dinophyceae; Prorocentrales; Prorocentraceae
Source: the annotation of a GenBank genome assembly
GACCCGCUGUACAGCUCGCUGUGGACCCCUGUGCCCGAGAUUGAGCUAGAGGCCCCGAUCGAAGACUUUGUCAAGUAUUUCGGCCAGGAGGGGCCGACCGACCCGUUCUUGCCCCCGCGCAAGGCCAAGGAUGAGGCUAUUUUGGACGUGUUCGUCGAUUGCGCUGCGCUGAUAUGGGGCUCCAAGGAUAUGCAGAAG